Penicillium cataractarum is the source of this 2409-nucleotide messenger RNA. It is a transcript of the gene prp28, whose product is annotated as mRNA splicing protein PRP28. Gene Ontology annotation, biological process: mRNA splicing, via spliceosome. The transcript is spliced from 3 exons. Gene Ontology annotation, cellular component: catalytic step 2 spliceosome. The record is from RefSeq and is a predicted model, not a curated record. Gene Ontology annotation, molecular function: ATP binding; RNA binding; RNA helicase activity. Lineage: Eukaryota; Fungi; Ascomycota; Eurotiomycetes; Eurotiales; Aspergillaceae. Bases 1 to 2409 code for a protein of 802 amino acids.
AUGGAAGGCAUAGUGACCAACGGCUCAGCCGAUGGCCCCCCUGGGCCUUCCCCAGACCUUAUCGAGCGCCCACCAACUCCGCCUCCACCUCCUCCUGAGGACGUGGGUGCUCCGCCGCCACCUCCAGAUACUGGAGUUCCUCCCCCUCCACCAGAAGAUGCGCCGCCCGCGCCUCCCAUCGAAGUCAAGAAGAAGAAGCUGGGAUGGGGGGCGAAGAAGCCAGCCGCAGCUCCACUGAGUGUGGAAGACCUCAUCAAGAAGAAGAAAGAUGCGGACGCGGCAGCUGCCAAGCCGAAAUUCUUGUCUAAAGCACAACGUGAGAAACUUGCACUCGAGAAACGAGCAAAAGAAGUAGAAGCUGAACGGCAAGCUAAGGCGUCCUCCAACGGUGCCACUCGCAAUGGUGUUCCAUCCGAGUCGCGGCCAGUGAGACCAGUUGAAUCGCAACAUGAUCACCGAGAUUCAGCUGGACGAGUCCCCACCGGGCCACGCGCCAUGCGCGGCGACAUCCCCACAGGACCGGCUGCGUCACGAAAUGGACAGCCACAACGGAACCGCGACAUGGAACCACCGUCUCAUCCGAGGUCGAAGAAUCCCAAGGGGGAGAAGCGGCCGACGGAGGAAGAUGAGGCUACGGCACAAGCAGCACUCUUAAAACAACGAUACAUGGGGACGGAACAGACCUCGAACUUCUCGGCACAAAAGAAGCGCAAGCGCACCACAGACCGGAAAUUCAAUUUUGAAUGGAAUGCCGAGGAAGAUACUAGCGGCGACUACAACCCACUAUACCAGAGCCGACACGAGGCAAACUUCUUUGGUCGUGGCCGCUUGGCAGGAUUUGGAGAUGACGUUGCGGAUAACAUGGUGCGCAAGUAUGCGCAAGCACUGGAGACCCGGGAUCAGGAGUCCGGUAGCAUGCGAGCCAAGGAGAUCUUGGAGAUGGAGCGUCGACGCCGUGAGGAGAGCACGCGGAAUCAACUCGAUAAGCACUGGAGCGAGAAGCGACUGGAACACAUGCGCGAGCGUGAUUGGCGUAUCUUCAAGGAAGAUUUUAACAUUGCUACCAAGGGUGGAAGUGUGCCUAAUCCCAUGCGCUCAUGGGAGGAGAGCCAGUUGCCGAAGCGUUUGCUGGAGCUCAUCGAUCGUGUUGGUUAUAAAGAGCCCACCCCCAUUCAGCGCGCGGCUAUUCCAAUUGCCCUUCAAUCGCGCGAUCUCAUUGGUGUCGCUGUGACUGGUUCCGGUAAAACAGCUUCAUUCCUGCUCCCACUCCUGGUUUACAUCUCAGAGCUUCCACGGCUUGACGAGUUCGAAUGGCGCAAGAACGACGGACCAUAUGCGAUUGUCCUAGCGCCUACUCGUGAAUUGGCCCAGCAGAUCGAGAUUGAGGCUAAGAAGUUCACACAGCCACUGGGCUUCAACGUCGUCAGUAUUGUCGGUGGUCAUUCGCUCGAGGAACAAGCGUUCAGCCUGCGCGACGGUGCGGAAAUCAUCAUCGCCACUCCUGGUCGUCUCGUCGACUGUAUUGAGCGCCGAAUGCUCGUGCUCAGCCAAUGUUGCUACGUGAUUAUGGAUGAAGCCGAUCGUAUGAUUGAUCUCGGUUUCGAGGAACCCGUCAACAAGAUCCUCGACGCUCUUCCAGUCACAAACGAAAAGCCCGACACGGAAGAAGCCGAGAAUCCACGCGCCAUGAAACAGCACCUCGGCGGACGAGACCGGUACCGCCAAACAAUGAUGUACACAGCCACCAUGCCCGUGGCCGUCGAGCGCAUCGCGCGAAAAUACCUCCGUCGUCCGGCUAUCAUCACAAUCGGCGGCGUCGGCGAAGCAGUAGACACAGUCGAGCAGCGCGUCGAGAUGAUUCCCGGCGAAGACAAGCGGAAGAAGCGACUCGCCGAGAUUCUGUCCUCCGGCGACUUCCGACCCCCGAUCAUUGUCUUUGUCAAUAUCAAGCGUAACUGCGAUGCUAUCGCUCGCGAAAUCAAACAAAUGGGCUUCUCGUCCGUUACUUUGCAUGGUUCCAAGACGCAAGAGCAGCGUGAAGCCGCACUGGCCUCCGUUCGGAGCGGUGCUACCGACGUUCUGGUCGCCACUGACCUCGCUGGUAGAGGUAUUGAUGUGCCAGACGUCUCACUUGUCAUCAACUUCAACAUGGCUACCUCUAUCGAGAGCUACACCCACCGUAUCGGUCGUACCGGUCGUGCCGGAAAGAGUGGUGUUGCUAUUACCUUCUUGGGUAAUGAGGAUUCUGAUGUCAUGUACGAUCUCAAGCAAAUGCUUAUUAAAUCCCCGAUCUCUCGUGUACCCGAGGAAUUGCGGAAGCACGAGGCAGCACAGUCUAAACCAACGCGCGGUCAAGGCAAGAAGAUCGAGGAUAGCUCUGGGUUUGGAGGGAAGGGUGGAUGGGCAUAA